Molecule: messenger RNA, 1264 nt
Organism: Telopea speciosissima
Lineage: Eukaryota; Viridiplantae; Streptophyta; Magnoliopsida; Proteales; Proteaceae
Product: THUMP domain-containing protein 1 homolog
Exons: 7
Coding region: 24-1118 (364 amino acids)
Biological process (GO): tRNA modification
Molecular function (GO): RNA binding
Source: RefSeq, a predicted model, not a curated record
AGAGAGAAUCUGACACCACUCUCAUGGCCGCUGAAGACAAACUCCAAUGCGGCAACAAUGGCAAGAGCAAGAAGAGGAAGCAACGUUAUCUUCCCCACAACAAACCAGUAAAGAAGGGUACCUACCCAAUACUUCCUGGAGUUCAGGGUUUCUUCGUCACUUGUGACUGUGGCAGGGAAAAGCAAGCUAGUCACGAAGCUAUUAAUGUCAUCGAUAGUUUCUAUGAAGAGCUUGUCAAUGGGGAGGAUUCUGGAGCUGAGUUUGUAGCUGUGACCAAUAAACCCUUGAUUAAAGUAACUAAGUUCUCAGAUUCUGAUUCAUCUAGUGAUGAAGACAAUGCUAAUGGUGAUGAAGAUGAAAAAUUAAAUCGUCAUGAGGAUGAAAACUCAGAUCCUUGUAAAAUAGGUGCUGCUAAUCAUGAAACUCUAAAGGAUGAGAAAUUGGGUUAUCAGAAAGAAGAUAAUGCGAAUCUUGAAAAUCAACCAAAUGAAACUGAGGAGAUGUCAGCGAAGAAACAACGCUUACAAACAGAUGCAUUAAAUUGUGAAAAGGUAGUAGGUGGUAAGACGGAGGAGAAGUCCAUUGAUAAGCUAAUUGAAGCUGAACUAAAAGAGUUGGGAGAUAGGAACAAGAGGCGUUUUGUCAGUCUUGAUUCAGGCUGUAAUGGUAUCAUAUUUGUUCAAAUGCAUGAAAGAGAUGGGGACCCUAGUCCAAAAGACAUUGCGCAACACAUGAUGAUGUCGGCUGCUUCUACGAGGAAACACAUGUCAAGGUUCAUCUUAAGGGUGUUGCCUGUUGAAGUGACAUGCUACGCCUCAGAAGAGGAGCUUUCUAAAGCAAUAAAACCACUUAUUGCAAAAUACUUUCCAGCAGAAGCUCCAACCCCACAGAAGUUUGCGGUCUUAUAUGAUGCACGUGCAAAUGCUGGUAUUGAAAGGAUGUCAAUAAUAAAUUCAGUGGCAAAAUCUGUUCCUGGACCCCACAAAGUGGAUCUUAACAAUCCAGGCAAGACCAUUCUAGUUCAAGUUGUGAAGACCAUAUGCUUGAUUGGGGUCGUUGAAAAUUACAAGGAGCUAUCCAAGUACAACCUGAGGCAGCUCACAUCACCAAAACCAUAACAUUCUGGUUCAUAUUCAAGCUUGAAAAUCCUUUAAUAUAAAGAUCAAACCUUUUGUGGGUUGAUUUUCAAUAGGAGACCUUCAUUUGUGACUACAUUAGUAUCACCAAGGUGCAUAUCACAGUCAAAGGUGAUUCAGGGAGACGA